This is a messenger RNA of Hylaeus volcanicus, 567 nucleotides long. RefSeq names its product 14 kDa phosphohistidine phosphatase-like. The transcript has 5 exons. The coding region runs from base 44 to 502 and encodes 152 amino acids. Gene Ontology annotation, molecular function: protein histidine phosphatase activity. Gene Ontology annotation, cellular component: cytosol. Gene Ontology annotation, biological process: peptidyl-histidine dephosphorylation. Lineage: Eukaryota; Metazoa; Arthropoda; Insecta; Hymenoptera; Colletidae. The record is from RefSeq and is a predicted model, not a curated record.
GAGUACGGGGAACUAAAAACGUGGUUCCACCUGCUUCUAUCGUAUGGCUGCGAGUUUUAAGAAUUUUGGAAUUUGUGUGUUGAAUAGCCGGUAUUUGUUUUUUGAAGCGGUAUUCUCAAAUAAUAGGCAUCUAGCCACGAUGUCUCAAUCGUUGAAUAAAGUACCCGAUGUGGAUAUCGAUGGUCACGGAAAAUUCAAGUAUAUUUUGAUCAAAGUCCAGGACGAAGACGGUGAUGCUAGCAAAUCCAUCGUCAGAGGUUAUGCUAGGGCAGAAUACCAUGCGGACAUUUUCGAUAUAGCAAACGCAAAGGUGACGGCGAUCCCCGGUUUGACGGCAAAGUGUAUGGGUGGCGGAAGAAUCGAGCACGACCCCGACGAGAGGACCCUCAAAGUAUACGGAUAUUCUCAGGGUUAUGGAAAGGCGGAUCAUGAGAUGUCUGUUGGUAUCCUGAAAAAAAAAUACCCCAAUUACACCAUCACUUGGACAAACGAAGGGUAUUGAACUCAAAGAACAAAUAUUUUGUACUAAUAAUAUCCGUAGAAAAAAGAAAUGAUUUUUAACAAUGA